AUGUAUGGUAUCCAAUCCUAUUUUGAGGAUCGAGCAGAGGUCUUUACGCCAUUUGGAACACAGGAUAUGUACGAGUAUCUAUAUGAAGUAAAGUUGGCGCAAGUCAGAGAAAGAUCACCCUGCAGAUUCUGUGAACGGCUCAACAACGACGCGUUAUUUGAGCUCGGAUCUGAUAUCGGCUCCCCCGACUUGAAUCGUACAAAAAGCAUGCGUGGUCUUCCCGUCUUCUCAGACGGUUUUUAUCUUCGACUACAAUAG
Messenger RNA from Botrytis fragariae, 258 nucleotides. RefSeq lists its product as uncharacterized. Bases 1 to 258 code for a protein of 85 amino acids. The transcript has 2 exons. The record is from RefSeq and is a predicted model, not a curated record. NCBI's taxonomy places the organism in Eukaryota, Fungi, Ascomycota, Leotiomycetes, Helotiales, Sclerotiniaceae.